AUGGAGGAAGAAAUCUUGGAGUACUUUGGUUCAGAUAGAAGGAAGAAAUCUUGGAGUACUUUGGUUCAGUAUAAAUCUUGGUGUCUAACAGUGGGACUUACAGUAUGCCGGACUUGGGCUUUCAACGAUGGUCAGUGGCGUGCUCUUCAGAAAACUCCUUUUGUUUAUGAUGAUGAAGUUUUCAAGUAUGUCAAAUGGGGUAAAGCUGUUGGCCUCAAUUUGACUUCUGAUGAUGAUUUCUUCUCACAUCCAACUCUCCAAAGCUACUACAAAGCCGAUGUUAAGGUAGCGGAGGAGCGGCACCAAUCUGCGGUACAGGCGUUGGAGGUGGAAAGGCGUUGGGAAAUAGAAGGUGGACCGACGUCGUAA
Molecule: messenger RNA, 369 nt
Organism: Fraxinus pennsylvanica
Lineage: Eukaryota; Viridiplantae; Streptophyta; Magnoliopsida; Lamiales; Oleaceae
Source: the annotation of a GenBank genome assembly